Molecule: messenger RNA, 2553 nt
Organism: Nymphaea colorata (pocket water lily)
Lineage: Eukaryota; Viridiplantae; Streptophyta; Magnoliopsida; Nymphaeales; Nymphaeaceae
Exons: 10
Coding region: 221-2419 (732 amino acids)
Biological process (GO): regulation of photosynthesis, light reaction
Source: RefSeq, a predicted model, not a curated record
AGGUCGUGGCUCUCGAUGCCCACACGUGAGGGCUGUUGGGCCCAGUCCCUUCCUUCCUUACCUCUGUUUUUCAAACGAGAGGAGAAGAGUGGAAGAUGUUUUUUCUCUUCUUCUUCUUUUCCCUCCUACUCCGCUGCAUUCUCCUGCAGCAGCUAGCCGGUGACGGCGUCUCGGCUGCACCAUCAGUUACCGCUCCACCCUUCCGGUGGAUGACCCCUCAAUGCUACUCGGCCGCUCGCGGUUCUUCUUCCCCUUGAAGAAGAACCAGCCCCUCUUAGAGGGGUCUCCGGAUUCUUCUGGCGUCGCUCUUCCUCCUACGCGCAACAGAUUCUCCCUCCGAGUCUACCCCUCCAUUCUUCUCGUCAGGACCCUCAACCCUUUCCAAGCUAGAGCAGGAAUUUGCAGACGUAAUGGAAGUGGCAGAAUCUCGAAACUCGGAAAAAAAGAUUGGGAAGAGAAAGAGGAAGAAGAAGAGAAUAAGGGGGUGCACUGUGAAGUGGAAGUGAUCUCGUGGAGGGAACGCAGAAUUAAGGCUUCGAUCACGGUCGAGGAGGAUGAGGAGGCCGUCUGGAAAGUUCUCACCGACUACGAAAAGCUCGCCGAUUUCGUCCCCAAUCUAGUCUGCAGCGAGAGGAUCCCCUGCCCUCAUCCUGGAAGGAUAUGGGUGAUGCAGAAGGGAAUGCAGAGAGCCUUGUAUUGGCAUAUCGAAGCACGGGUCGUCUUGGACCUUCAGGAGCUAAGUAGUGCUGAAGCUGGUAAGGAACUAUAUUUCCGCAUGGUUGAUGGGGACUUCAUGAAGUUUGAGGGGAAGUGGUCCCUAAAAGCUGGUGUAAGGUCUUCUACUACAAUUUUAUCAUAUGAGCUCAAUGUAAUACCAAGGUUCAACUAUCCUGCCAUAUUUAUAGAGAGAAUCAUCAGAUCUGAUCUUCCAGUGAAUCUCCAGGCUAUAGCAUCUCAAGCUGAAAAACGCUGCGGAGUGAGUAAAACAAAAGUAAUUGAUGAGAGCAUCCUCGAUAAGAAUUUUAAAGUCCCUAUUGUUUCCCAUCAGAUUCCCGGCCUGCCUUCUUCAGAAAAUAGCGAACCUUCAUCAAGUGAUUCAAGGAGCAACCACACUACACGUAGCCUUGAUCCCUUGCUGCCUCCACCUUCUGAAGAAUCCAACAGCAGCUGGAGUGUAUAUGGAAAAGUUUGCAGACUGGACAGGAUCUGCAUGGCUGAUGAAGUUCACUUCCGCAGAUGUGAUGACCUACUUGAAAAUGGUGGUGUUCAUCGAAGUGUGGCUGCAUGUAUCACCGUGAAGGCAUCUGUACAUAGAGUGUGGAGUGUUCUUACUGAUUAUGAAACCUUGCCCGAGUUUGUUCCAAAUUUAGCCAUCAGUAAGGUUUUGUAUCGAGAGAAGAACAAGGCUCGCAUUCUUCAGGAAGGAUGUAAAGGCUUGCUGUAUAUGGUGCUUCAUGCACGUGUUGUCCUGGACCUGCAUGAACAGUUUGAGCAGGAAAUUGCUUUCGAGCAAGUUGAAGGGGACUUCGAUUCCUUUCAGGGGAAAUGGAUUCUUGAGCAACUUGGGAAUCAGCAUACAUUGCUUAAGUAUGUGGUUGAGUCAAAAAUGCAGAAAAAUUCAUUCCUUUCAGAGGCCAUAGUUGAAGAGGUCAUCUAUGAAGACCUUCCAUCUAAUUUAUGUGCUAUUCGUGAUCGGAUAGAAGAAUGUGACCCAAGUUCAAUAAAUUCCAGAAUUGAUGGACAUGAUAAAUUUUCCAAAACUCAGGUUUAUCCAGAUGGAAGCACUUUUCAGGUGAAAGUAACGAAUGAUGUUCAGAUCUUCAGAAACGACAGACAAAGAAGAAUCCAAAGGCCAAAAAUUCCUGGACUACAAAGGAAUAUUGAAAUAUUGGAAUCUGAACUUAGAAAGUACAUAGCAGAACAUGGUCAAGAAGGUUUGAUGCCAAUGAGGAAACAAUUGCGUUUGGAUGGGAGAGUAGAUCUAGAGAAAGCAAUAACGCGUAUGGGUGGUUUCAGACAUAUUGCUUCCCUUAUGAAUCUUUCACUUGCUUACAAACAUCGCAAGCCGAAAGGCUAUUGGGACAGCUUGGAUAAUUUGCAUGAAGAGAUAGUCCGUUUCCAGAGGAGUUGGGGAAUGGAUCCCAGUUUCAUGCCCAGUAAGAAGUCUUUCGAGAGAGCAGGGCGGUAUGAUCUUGCUCGUGCAUUGGAGAAAUGGGGUGGCCUUCAGGAAGUUUCUCGGCUCCUGUCAUUGAAGCUAAGGCAUCCAAGAGGUGUAACUGCUUCAAAACAGAAAAGAAAUGACUCCAUAGUCGAUCAGGCCUCUUCUAGCCCUGGAAGAAAAUGUAAAGCAUUUGUUUCACAAGAUACUCAAAAGUGGCUCAUGACACUCAAGCAUCUAGGUAUCAACUGGGUCGAGUAAAUCACUCUCCCUCACCCCCUAUGAUGAUUCAAUUCAAGAUGAGCGCCCGAACAAGCAUUAUGUAAAUCAUAUGUAUCUCCAGUACCAUGUACAGAUUUUUUUGUAUCCAAAAUUCAGCUUAGAUGCUUCAUUCA